Molecule: messenger RNA, 1615 nt
Organism: Solanum verrucosum
Lineage: Eukaryota; Viridiplantae; Streptophyta; Magnoliopsida; Solanales; Solanaceae
Exons: 2
Coding region: 165-1226 (353 amino acids)
Biological process (GO): regulation of transcription by RNA polymerase II
Cellular component (GO): SAGA complex
Molecular function (GO): transcription coactivator activity
Source: RefSeq, a predicted model, not a curated record
UUCAUUACUCAUAAAACACAAAAACACCAAAAAAAAUAGUUUACAAAAGACAGACAGAUCGCAAAAGCCAUUCCUCAAAUAAAAUAAAACAAAUACUAAAAAAGACAGCUUUGAGUGAACACCUACAACGUCGUCUUCGUCCCACACAGGAAGUUCAAUUGAAAAUGGUGACCAACCACCAUUAUACUCGAGUCGAUACGUUGGAGCUGAGGGAUCUAAUCUAUAGGAAGAUUGGGCAACACAGAGCUGAAAAGUACUUUGAUGAGCUUAGUAGAUUUUUCAGUUCAAAGUUGAGCAAGGUUGACUUCGAUAAGUCGUGCAUUCGAACUAUUGGGAGAGAGAAUAUUCACCUACAUAAUCGUCUCCUUCUAUCCAUAGUGAAAAAUGCCUCUUUGGGUAAGGUUCCACCACCAAGGCCUAAAAAAGCUGAAGAAUCUCUCAGCAUCAAAGUUGGGAACGGUUACCAAAGAAGUUGUCUACAAUCGCUCUAUGGUGAUGCAUUUCCCUCAUCACCUCGCAAAACCAGGUCUCCAGUUAGUAGGGACAGAAGGUUGCGGGACCGUCCAAGUCCUCUUGGACCACUUGGGAAAAGUCCUGUUAUGUGUGAAGAAGCAGCACCUAGGGUACAAGAACAGCAAAGUGCCACAGAAUUGCAUUCCCUUGGUAGCAGACCUCCAGUUGAAGUUGCAUCUGUAGAAGAUGGGGAAGAAGUCGAACAAUUUGUUGGAAGUCCAGGAAUUCAAAGCAGAAGCCUUGUCACUGCCCCUCUUGGAAUUUCUGUGAAUGUAGGUGGUGCUCGAAAAACUCUCCAUAGUGGAUCUGUGUACAACUUUCGUCUGGAGACUUGCCAAAGCUGUAGAGAAUUGCCUGAGAGUAGAUCGCUAAGAAGCCGUUUGGAGCAGAAGUUAGAGUCGGAGGGGCUUGGCAUAUCAUUGGACUGUGCUAACCUGCUAAAUAAUAGCUUAGAUGCAUUUUUGAAAAGGUUGAUUGAACCUUGCAUAGGACUGGCUGGAUCUCGACAUACAAAUGAACGUGUCAGAUAUAGUAAUGGUCAAAUACUCCCUGGAUGGUAUGGACAAUUUCCUGGAAAUUAUACAAAAAGACAAACAAGAUCCUCAUAUGGUAGGAUGUUGGAUUUCCGAGUGGCAGUGGAGACUAAUCCUCAUAUACUUGGGGGAGAUUGGUCCACGCUACUUGAGAAGGUCUGUGCUUCUGCUUCUGAAUAAACAGCUCUUUGUCAUCUAUCUUGUUACCAGAUGGAUAAGUGGAAAUUUCAGGCUUUUGUGUCUGAUUUGAAUGAUGAAGUUCUUGACAUGAUUUCUGACUGAAUGAAGUAUCUAUGAGAAUUGCCAAAGGAACAAGCAUGUGAAUAUUGUGGGAAGCGGUCAGAUGUGUGUUGUGAGAUUUGUAUUCUAGGAGAAUUGGUCCCUUGGAAGGGUCAGAGUUACAUAGAUUAUGGAUAGAUAUUGUUUACAAGCACUUGCUCUUAUGUCAUUUUUCAUUUACAGAUGAGGUUUCUAUGAAAUAUUUUCAUGAAAUAAAUCAUUUAGUUCCAUGCAGCUGUGUACUAUUGUAAAACUGAGAAGUUAGCAAGUGAAUCAAUUUCUAACCAUUA